Messenger RNA from Diaporthe amygdali, 9165 nucleotides. RefSeq lists its product as uncharacterized. Bases 1 to 9165 code for a protein of 3054 amino acids. The record is from RefSeq and is a predicted model, not a curated record. The transcript is spliced from 4 exons. NCBI's taxonomy places the organism in Eukaryota, Fungi, Ascomycota, Sordariomycetes, Diaporthales, Diaporthaceae.
AUGGUGGCAGCGCUUGCCAGCGUGGACGAAGUCCAUCGCAUCGUGCACCACAUCUUCUUGCCGCCCAAGCUACCACAGCGGGCGGAUGAGGACAGCGAAAUCGCCCUCGUCAACACCAGCUUGCAGGCACUCGUUGCCUUACGGGAUCUGCUUCUGCCAGAUGCUCCGCCAGCAGCCCUCGACAAUGCUAUUGCGCUUGUCCAAAACAUCAAAGCAGUCAACGGUCUGCCUGGUGGGAAAAUUGACGAAGUGCGCCUUCAACAGAUCUUGACAUCUCUUCCCAUUUGUGGUACCCUAGUCGCCAAUGUCAGCUCUCAAAAUGCUGCGGUCCUCAUCACUCGACGGCCAGAAGAGCUAGUGUUUGAGGAGUUCGAGCUGUCGCCUCUUGAUGCUGACGUUGUCAAGACGGAAGGCAGACUCAUUCGCACCUUCCCUGGAUUGGCCGUUGCAGUGCCCGCCAACAUUCUCAGCGAAACCGACUUUCCAACAAUGAUAGCAAGCACCCUCUCGACCAUGUGCCAUCAGCCAGCACCAGGUAUGCAACCUCAAUCACUGAAAAAUGGCGUCCUACAUGACGAGCUUCGCGACACUACCAACCCAACAAUGGUCUCUGAGCUGUUUAUGGGAGUCCUCACGGGCAUUGGAUCGCCCGUUUCUGCCUCGUCCAUCUCGAAGAAUACCCGAGACGAGGUGCUCUGGAAGCAAGCUGCGGCUCCAUGGAGGCGGUCACCAAUGUGGUUGUUGAUUCGAGUCUCCAUACAACUAGUGGUCUGUCGAUCAUCGGAUGGCUCGCACGCUCUCUACAAAGAGAUCAUGGUCUUCAUUAUGGGCCGCAUCUUGAAUUCGGCCAAAGCCCAUCACCUUCCUCCGGACGUGGUCUACACCAUGAUGGCAAAGAUUGACCGGCGGCUGCGAAAGAUCUCUGGCGCUGGACCUCCGAUCCUUCCCAAUUCAGUCAAGGCGAGCAUCGACCACGUCCUUCACCAGUGCUGGGAAUCUCUGGUUAAGACCUGGGCCUUGUCUCAGCAGCUCGACUCGCGAGACCUGCAAUUGCCCACACUCUCAACACUGGACUUCGAGCGAGAUACCUUAGUGGCGCUUCCCGCGCUCGACGACUACAUCGAAGCCACACACAACCGCCGUCGUGAGAGUAUCUCAGAUCGCUUCAUGCCUUCUUCGCAACUCAUAGAGCUCAAGCCCGGCUGUCUUCCAAAUCUACCCAGCAGCCACUUCAAUGACUCUUACGCCGCUACCAACCUCAGUCUGUUCGAGCAGUGGGUGUCACGGCACAUCGACAAUUGGGUGGCCGCCAAUGAACAAGACAAUGCGUGUGAGGAGUUGCACGAUCUCAUGGUCCAAUACCACCGCCUUGCGGGGUUUCGCUAUUCCGGCAAUCCCGAGGCAACAUCUGCAAUGGUACUGACCAUCUUUGAACUGUGGGUAGCAUGUGACAAAGCUGCACUUCGAAAAUGUCCAUGGUUGAACAAAUACGACCCUGGCAUCCCGACUGAUGCACUCCACAACCUGCUACUGCCGUUCCUUGAUCAGAUGAAGAGGCUCUUCGAUUUGGAGGACUACAUCGACAGACGGAAAACAAGAAGCAGGAAGCAAACAGAUCUCUUGUUUGCUUCGGACAGUAGCGAAAGCUUCGCGAGCCAGUACUUUGACAAGUCACAUACUCACCAGGCACUACUUUCGGAAAUUGUUUCCGACGCCAAAAGGGCUCGCCAAGCGAAGUUGGAGGAAUUCAAGCAGGUAAAAGCCGAGUAUCGUCGCCUUGACGCACUUUACAGUGGGAUGGACCACGAGUACACUACCAAGGUCAUCGACAACUGGUGUAACCCACCAGAGACAGAAGAAGUCCACUAUCCACAAAGCUGCCAGAAGUGCUGUUAUGCCUCUCAGCGUAAUCAAUUGUCAAUCGAGGUUCAUGAGUGGCCACUUCCAAAUAGUCCUUACAGAGUCAAGGCCGUUGUAUUUGAGCUGGACAUACCGUCGUGGUUCGGAAAUUGGAGGAAUGCACGAUUAGUGCUUCUCCAGGAUGUGCUCAAAGGCACGCGUACGAAAGUUAAACCUUCAACAGCAUACCUUCUAUCAUCCAAGGAUCCGCACCUUACGCGAAGGCAUUCCCAACGAUUGGCUCAUCCGCGUAUCGACCUCUUGUCCCAGACUGAGCCGGUACUCAAGACACACUAUAGCAGCAAGAAGAUCACGACACUUAGGGAAUCUGAAAUAUGUGUUCCUAGCGGUCUGCGUUACAAGUACUACGAUGCUCAAAGCGACGAGUACCCGGGCGAGUUCAUGUUCAAGGACAUCGUUCCUCGGGCCUGCACAUAUACAUUGCCGUGUCGGGCUCUGCAACGCUUCCUCUUCCGCCCGGCCUCUGCUCCUGAUGGCUUAGAGCCGAAUACCGUCAUUGCCAGUCAAGAUGCUUGUCCCGAGAAUACAACGCUCGAGGAAUACAAGGAAUUGGGCACACUCCCACUUGGUCAUCAUAUCCAGUGGGCUAAUAUCCUGCUUCAACUUGCCAUGCCAACUCUGGAUUUCAAGAAGCCAGAAACGACUCUGCUCCUCCUUCAGUGUGCCUACCAAGCUGGUCCAAGGUGGAGCAUCUCGAACAAUCUCUCUAGCAGCCCAGACGGGCGCAUGACCUUACGCAGCUCCCAUGACUUCUUCAGCAGUGAAGAGAAAGCUCAAUCUCUCCUCCAGCGUCUUACAGAAGCGUUGCAGCGCGUCAAAAGCAACUGGGAAUCUUCUCAAGCUCUAUUCAUAUUUGUGGCCAUCGCAGCUCGCGCACUCUCCCUCAGCGCUUUCUCUAGUGUGCACAAAGCCUGCUUCGCAUUUUUGGCCACCUCCCGCGAUAUCGCUAUGGGCUGGGUCAUCAGCCUGAGAGAUAAAGCGUAUGCAGCAGUAGAUUACAAUGACAAGACUGCAUUCAUCACCAAAAGCGUCGAACUGGCGCUGAUCUGCAUAACGACUUUCGAUAUCGACAGCCAAUAUCUUGAAGUGGUCCUGGCCGCAGAGAACAGUGCCUCCAUACUUGUGCAAGCCUCCAUUGUUGUUCAAGAAGGAGAACAUAGUCAAGCUUCUGAACGGGAGCCACUCCUUGCUAUCCUGGAAAUGCGACGCAAGCGGCUUAUGCCUCGCGUUUAUAAGAUCCUCGCACAACAUCCCACUGAGCUUGACACUGCCAUAAAAAAAGCCUGGUCGGCGUAUGUACCAGGCUCGACCUGGCGGGUAGCGUCCGAAAUUGCAGAUGAAUGGGUGAUCACGCAUACGCUUGCUACGAUGCGAGCCGACAGCAUGAGCGUACAAUACAACCUAAUCAGCGGUGAGCUGCUCGUGAAUGGUUUGCCGCUGGAUCAACCUCCGCAGGCAUAUCGUGUUCACCCCCUAUACUCUGCGCUCUUCGGCAAAACUGUCGUCGAAAUCAUGCCGUCCACAACUCCCGGUUUCCAGUUCUCCACCAAGCGCGAAUUUGGAGGAUUUUCUGUCCAGCUGGGCAUGUUCUCAAAGGGUGAUCUUAUCGUUAGGGCUACAAAGGGCGACAUCACAUAUGAGACGAUACCAAGCCGCCUUGUUGAAAAGGCAUAUCCAAUUUCGUUUAUGCAGGAUUACGUACACUGGUUUAAUGUCGCAACGAAUACUGUACAGUUCCGACCAGUCCAUGAGCCAUGGAAUCCAUCUUCACCCGCAGUGUGGACGUUGUCGCAACGGCAUAUCCAGUGGCGCUUGUCGAGAUCCGAACGUUCUGUAGUUGGCACCGGCAGUUUGACGUCGCAGAGAGUAUCUCAUGUGCUCGACCCUUUAGCCGACGCAAACCGGAUUCACAGUAUUCUGCAGCCGUCUGUCAAUACCAAAACACUCCUUGUCAGCAUUCCAACACUACGCCUUAGCUUCAAACUUGCCCAGGGUAGUGCUUUGCUAGAGUGCAAGGAGUUUCGCUCUAUGGUAGUCGAUGCCGACCAAUCUCUGGGCACUCUUGUAGGCCUACGCAGCAAGAUUGUGCUGAGGCAUCUGACCAGGGACGACCGCAUCGUACUCGUGCCGGAAUCGAAAGUGGUCGGUUACCAACAACAAAACAACCAUACCUCCGUUACCGUGUCCAAAGAGUCAAUUCACAGAGUUCACGCUCUGAGUGUGGACCCCAAGCUUGGCCGCCUGCUUGACAACAGCGAGUUGGGCUGCAAGCUCUUCCUGGCUUAUCUCCACGCACUCACUUCAUUUUGCCUGGUUGACCCUCUCACGCACAAAACCGGCACUGAACAAGCGCUUACAAUUUUGAAAUCUGCAGCUGUUCGCUCCUUCGAUCAGCUUUCGCAAGAGCACACAGACAUGCUGGUUAAGAUAGCCGAUCUGAGCCCAGGCCGCUGCUAUUAUCCAACCCACUUGCGCGUCAUGCAGACAGUUCACUGGGACAAAAACAUUAGUUUCCUGCCUCAACAUGGUUCUUUCAUUACCACGGUGAAAUCUUUGUUGAAACAGGCGGAGCAGGCCAUGAUAUUCUUCCCAGAUGCUCAGCUCUCAUUCCCUCGCCUGGAGAGGAUCGACGAACAUCUUCUCCAGCGGGAUAAUAUCCGGUCUGCUACAUUCAGAGUAUCGGGCUUUGGGGCAGAAAACCAUACCACUCAGAGCGAUCAACGGUACACCGCCCGCGAUCGCCAUCGGGCUUCGCAGCUCGCCAUUCGUGCUUCUACUAUGUCCCAUCUCAUCUUUCGAGACGGUGUUGGACGAUCUUAUCCAGCGCCGGCUGCGGGUAGUCUUUGGCAGAAGAUGUGCGCCGUUGAAAUCGUCCAUGGACCUCAGCCACCAGUCGACUUGUCGAGCUUGAAAUAUGAUGCCAGUUUUAUCAAGGACGGGUACAGUUACGUUUUGCAGAGACUGCCAGGUUUGCAUCGGUGCCUUGGAACUUGCAUUGAUUCGCAACGAUCCAAGUUCUCAAUCAUGAUGUGGCUUUCGACAAUGGCCUGUGAACCAGAUGCAGAUUUGUCAAUGUUGCAGUCAGUCGCCAUGUUCUUCAAGUCCGCUGCUUUGGCACAAAUUCGUGCACCAGAGAGAGUAUCGUUUAGAGUACAAGCCGGCAAUACUUGCUCGGAAAGCGCGCUUUCGCGUGUUGUUGAGCAGUCUCUUCGGCCUCUUAGAUCGUGCCCGGAACAUGAUCUAACCAGGCAAAGGAAUGAGAAGAAGCACGUCUAUCACAGUCGACGCGACAUGGCAUGGCAGAGUGCACGCAGGUCUGCAGUCGCGACGUUUGUGAAUAGACUCGCUACCCAAUGGCCGUGUGAGGUCCCCGACACUCCUGAUGUUCCGUCAACUUAUAUCAGAGUCAAUGAAGCAAUGAAAGAUGUCAGACCCUUGUUCGAGAGGUGGUAUGGCAACAGACUGCUUCAUCAGUACUUAGCAUGCAUUGAGCAGACCAUGUCUAGCUUCGUCUAUGAGCGCAUAGAACCUGUCUAUUUAACCAUGAGCGCGCCCCAAACGAGACCCAGCGUUUCUGGGUACGUGUCUGAGCGCAGCAUCUUCCUGCUUCCAGCACCGGAGCUACAGGGGUACUGCCACACUGUCGGCCACACUCUUGACUGUUCGAGUCAGAAACAUGGACUCGGUCGGCCGCCGCUUCUCAGUUCUAUUGUUGAGAUCAACGUGACCGCUGAGGCACUGUCAUCCUACUUAAGGUCAUGCACCGAACAUGCGUAUGAGGUGUAUGGUGUUCUCGAGGCUGCUGUGACCGCGUCAGCAAGCUCAAGUGGUACUCGACUCACAUAUCAGCGACCUAGGGUGUCACCAACAUUCUUCCUACAACAGCUGUCUCGCAGCAGAUGGCACUACCUGGCCGAUGGGUGGAAAGAGUGCAUAGUGAAGUAUGCACUCGCGCUCGCUGCGAUGCAGCGAGCUGAGCGACUUAUCAAACUAACCGAAAAUCAGGAUCUCGUCAACGAGUUGCAAAAUCCAGGUCACCAAAACUGGGAUCCUGCUAAGCAUCCGGAAUCAUUGCUGAUGGAAGUCGAGAGCGGUUUCCUUGUUCGACCUGUUCAAGCACAGAUCGCCGCGCAAAUGCAAAACCCGCCAGAUGGCAACAACGCAGUAAUGCAGCUCAAUAUGGGCGAAGGCAAAUCCAGUGUCAUUGUUCCUAUCGUCGCAGCUGCUCUUGCUGAUGGAGAACAGCUGGUCAGAGUCGUCGUAGCCAAGCCGCAGUUUAAGCAGAUGACGCAGAUGCUGAUCUCGAAGCUGGGUGGACUGCUGGACCGACGAGUCUACUACAUGCCCAUCUCACGAUCGCUCAAGCUGGACAACACUGCUGCUCUCCAUAUAUCCGCCAUGUUGAAUGACUGUAUGUUGUCAGGCGGCAUUCUCCUGAUACAGCCCGAGCACAUUUUGUCCUUUCAGCUCAUGACACCUGAAUGCUACAUCCUAGGCAGGGAAGACGUCGGGCGGCAGCUCAUGUCAACCCUGGACUUUCUUGAGCAAAAUGCACGCGACAUUGUGGACGAAAGUGAUGAGAACUUCAGCGUACGAUUUGAGCUCAUUUACACAAUGGGUACGCAGCGCCCUAUUGAACUCAGUCCGGAUCGCUGGCUCGUGCUGCAGCAAGUGCUCGACGCGGUGGGACUCCUGGCGCCUGGAGUAGCAAAGGACCUUCCACUUUCAUUAGACUAUCAUCCAGGUGUGUCGGGCAGCUUUCCUCGAAUUCGCAUCCUCCGCCCAGAUGCCGGAGCUCUGCUCCUUCAACGUCUUGCCGACCACAUCUGCAACAAUGGCCUUGACGGAUUACAGGUCUCUCGGCAACCAGAGGAAAUCCGUGGGGCUAUUCACUCGUAUAUCUCCAAAGUCGAGCUUAGUGCGGCAGAGAUCAGUCUCGUCGAAAAUUCACUAUUCUGGACCGAGACGACGAAACCGCCUCUCCUCCUGAUUCGAGGCAUUAUCGCGUGUGGUGUCCUGGAAUUUGUGCUAACCCAGAAGCGAUGGCGUGUGGACUACGGUCUUGCCUCUCGCACACCGCCUACCCAACUCGCUGUGCCAUACCGCGCAAAAGACAACCCGUCUCUUCGAUCCGAGUUCAGUCACCCAGAUGUAGUCAUUGCCCUGACUUCGCUCUCCUAUUAUUACGGCGGACUCUCUGACGACGAUCUUUUCACCGCGAUGGGACAUCUUAUGGAAAUCGAUCAGUCUGACGUAGAGUAUCAGGCCUGGGUCCGAGAUGCUAACGACCUGCCUGCUUCAUUCAAGCAGCUUCAGGGCAUCAAUCUGAAGGAUCGUCCGCUGUGUACAUCGGAGGUAUUUCCGGCACUUCGCUUGGCCAAAAGUGUGAUAGACUUUUUCCUCUCACACAUCGUGUUUCCGAAGCAGAUGAAGGAAUUUCCACACAAGCUCUCGGCGUCCGGUUGGGAUAUUGGGAAGCGCAAGAGCCGGCCGGUGACGGGGUUCUCUGGCACAAACGACUCUCGCUGCGUGCUGCCGAUUAGUGUUCAUCAUGUUGACCACCCCGAUCAAAAACACACGAACGCGCUAGUACUCGAGUACCUCUUGCAGCCUGACAACGGGGUUGUGCUGAUGGAGCCGGUGAUGCAACACACAUCGGAUGCUGAGCAUCUAUUGGGCACUAUUGUGCACCUCACUCCGCCCAUCCAGGUCAUUCUGGAUGUAGGUGCUCAGAUACUCGAGCUCAACAAUAUCGAAGUGGCCAAGACUUGGUUGAAGAAGCACGACGCGACGAUGGAGGCCGCCGUUUUUGUCAACGACGACGACGAGCUAUGCGUUGUCGACCGUGAGAAUAGAGUCGAUCUGCUGCGUGCCUCGUCCUUCUUCACCAGGCUGGAUUCUUGCCUUAUCUUCCUUGACGAAGCGCACACUCGCGGAACUGAUCUGCGAUUACCGUCACACUACAGGGCAGCGGUGACUCUGGGUGCGGGCUUGACGAAGGACCGACUAGUCCAAGCUUGCAUGCGAAUGCCGGCAACUAGGACAUCAGAUAUCACGGUCGCAGAUGUGAUCUUUUGGUCCAUUUCCGAGACGCACCUGGAAAUCCGCCGCAGUAUGCCACUCUGGGCUGUCCAAGGCGAGCGGUUUUGUCUUCAGGAUAAGCUGUGGCAGCAGAUUCGCCGAAAUGGGCGCACCCUGCUGUCCAAGGAGCAUGCUGAGACGUUUCAAGAAAAAGAAGCUCAGUCUCUCGAUGAUCGCUUCCGCCCGCGCCAGGCCCAUGGUCAGCCUCUCCAUGUGGCUAACGCUUCAGAUGCAGAUCUGCGUCUCAUCGCCGAACGCUGUCGGCAGUUUGACGAACUGAACUUCAAUUCCAGCACGCUCCAGGAGGAACAAGAGCGCGAGCUGUCACCAGAGAUAGAACAGGAGCGGCAGAUACAGCGGGCACCAGCGGCAGAGCCAAAACCACAUAGGCUACAUAAGGACGUCUGGAAAUUCGCCAUCGAUGGCGUGUUCAUCAGAGGCUCUACGGCAUACAUGCCUGCCUUUGAGGCAUUAGAAAAUUCUAGCGCAGCAAGUGACUUCCCAGUCCGGCAGAUGGCCGGCGAGGGCAGCUUGCUUGUUACCGCGGAUUUCGCCAAGACGAUCAAACCAUCUAAUCGUUCUUCAUAUCUUUCUGAUGCUUUCCAGCGGCCUGUCCAAUGGGUACUCACAAGCCGUGCAAAGGGGACCGCCACCGUUGAUCGAAUCAUCAUCAUCAGUCCGUAUGAAGCGAACCUGCUCUACAAGCCUAUGGAAGGUUCCACUGCCGCCACUCUGCAUGUAUUUAAGCCCCGUUGCAAUUCGGGAUACGCUCCCAUGGAUCGACUAGACUUCCACACCAUUACCGCCCAGCUCGGAUCUUCCAUUGUUCCGCGCGGACUUGCCAUACAGCUGUGCCUUUUCUCAGGACAGCUUUAUAUAAGCUCUUACGAGGAUUACAACGAGAUCUGUAGCUUCCUGGGGCUCUCCAAAGAGGCUCUCACACAAGAGAUGGGCGAGCACGGGUGGAAGGUCGCCGCUGAUGGCUUCAUUCUGAGCGACGAGCAGGGCCGAGCAGGCGGCGGAUCAGGACCAUACGAGAGCCCUGUGGGUUUCUUCAAAAUUCUGAUGUCAAAGAUUAGGAGGAAUGGAGAUGGCAUCAUGAAGACGCACAUGGGCAGUUUGCUGGAUGGUAAAAUCUUUCAAGCAUCUGAGUUCGAGGAAUAA